UAUGGUUAUCUCAUUUUCUAUACUUGCCCUUGUUUUAAUUGCCUUAUUUAUAUUGAGUAUAACUCUAAUAGUGAAAAGAAGAGGCGAAAUUCGUAAGCUUAAACUGAGAUCUAUCACUAGAAGAAGAAAUGUUUAUGAAGAUAUUCAAGACAACUCAAGUAAAAAUUGUUCUAGUACCGAUGUUGGCAAUGUCACAGAAAAUUCUUAUGAAAAUGUUUGCAAUGUUAUGAGGAGGGCUAAUGAAAACAGUUGCAGCAGAGAGAGAGCAGAAGUGGCCAGCUACUUGAGCAUUAGAACCGAAUACGACGACAAAAAUCGUAACUCAACUUAUUAUUUAACAAUAAGAAGCGAUAGCUAUACUGAUACCGAGGGGAAAAGAGACUGUGUUAGCAAGCAUGAUUAUUUAGAUAUUAAACCUUGA
Molecule: messenger RNA, 421 nt
Organism: Dimorphilus gyrociliatus
Lineage: Eukaryota; Metazoa; Annelida; Polychaeta; Dinophilidae
Source: the annotation of a GenBank genome assembly